GUCUCGUUCGCCCCUCUUCCAUUUCAUCCUCGUUUUUUAAUCAUUUUCUUCAAUUAAUUUAUUGCUCCUAUAAAAAUGUAAUGUUCGAUCUCACGGUGGCACCUCUUCUCUCGUCUCUCGCCAUUAAUGGUCUCGACCUGCAACUCCAAUCCUGCCGUCUUCUGUUCUGUUCUUUUCCUCUCCUCUGCCCUUCUCGCUCGGAAUCCCUAAACCUAACCCUAAUUUGAGAAUCGAUUUUGGAAAGAUGGGCGAGGUCGCCGAGGUUUGGCGGGGCGUCUGAUCCCGCGUUUGCCGAGGUCUUCUUCGAGAAGGACCUUUGUUAAGAGUAUAAUAAAUGUGGCACUGAAGAGUUCUUAAGAUCACGGAGUGAGGAUGGGUGCAGAAAAGGGAAGAUCGAAGAGCAGCGGUUUCUUUCAUCUGUUUGAUUGGAACAGGAAGUCCCGCAAGAAAUUGUUUUCAAGUGGAACCAGUUCACCUGAGGGCUCAAAACAGGGAAAGAUAAGUGAUUGUAAUUUGCCAACAACACGAUUCCAGUUGAAUGGUGAGGAUGAGGUCAUUGGAGUAUCAAGCAUGAAAGGAAGAAUUGACUGCAGUGGCGCUUCAUCACUGACUGAGGAAGAAGGAAAUGAGAUUAGGGCCCCAGGAGUUGUGGCUAGGCUUAUGGGUUUGGACUCUUUGCCAACAUCAGGUGCUUUAGAACCCUACUCCACUCCUGGUUUUGAUUCACGAUCUCUUCGAGAUAACCAUAACCUGACAAGAAGUCCUGAAUUCUCCAUGAAUGAUCAAUUCAACCCUGCAGCCCAUAGAGCUGAGGGCUAUUUUCGGAAGCCAAUAGAAUUGCGGUCUCAAAAAAUGCCAAGCAGCCCGAUAGAGAAGUUUCAAACGGAGACAUUACCUCCAAGAUUAGCGAAGUCUCUCUCAAUAGCCCACAACAAAUUGUUGUCACCAAUUAAAAAUCCAGGGUUCGCUUCUGCUACAAAUGCAGCUCAAAUAAUGGAGGCAGCAGCCAGGAUUCUUGAGCCAGGACUUCAAGCCGGUACCAGAGGCAAAGUUUCUUCCUUAGGAUCAUCUUCAAUUCCAUUGAAGGUUCGUGAUCCAAGAGAGAGCAUGGCAGCCUCUCGGAGGACUUUAAGAUUGCUGGAAUUAUCCAGAACCACUGUUCAGUCAGCUGACGUCAGGUUUUCUGGAGGACAAUCCUUGAAUAGGGCUUGGAAAGGUUCAGAAGAUAUUGUCAUAUUUAGGUCCUCUCCAGAUCCUUGUGGAAUUAAUUCAGCUAGUGCAACAGGUAAGGGUAAGUCCAUCUCUUUAGCUAUCCAAGCCAAGGUGAAUGUCCAGCGAAGGGAAGGCUUAACUACAUCUGGUAGGAAUGCACUAACCCGGAAAGAGCAUGAUGAAUGUAAAUUAAACCAACCAUUUAAGAGCCAACCGUAUAAUCAAAAGAAUAAGCAGCAGAAAAAGCCAUCAACAGCCAAUGCUUCAGGGGUCCUGCGGCAAAAUAAUCAGAAACAAAAUUGCCAAUCCACCAAAGGCAAGUUGGCUUCAAAGCAAUCCAAUUCUAGUCAGCAGGGGAGGAAAAUUCUUUCUGGAGAUUCAUCUUCUGGAAAGCACAAGAAUGUAAAUAGGCUCUCUGGAAAUACAAAAAGUGGUUACAGGAAGGAAGUUUUAGUGACUGCUGAUGUUGAAAGGGAAGGUUCAUCAAGUAACAAGGAUUUCCCUAGAAAGAAAAGAUUGAUAGAGGGGCGUUUCAAAUCAGGGAAAAGUGGUAGCAUAGAUAACUUGUCUAUAGACAGACAUGUGAAAUUUGUUCAAUCUAAUGUUGUGAUUGAUGAAUAUUCUAGGUGGGAAGAAGAUAAUAGAAAUGCCAUGGAUGUUGUAUCCUUUACAUUCACAUCCCCCUUGAUCAAACAAUUGCCUGGAUCUCAACCUUCCAUUCCGGUGGUUGAAAAGGAGGAUAAAAAUAGUGGGCACUGUUUUGAUUCUUGCAGUGAAAAGGAUGCUUCAGAUGCCAAGAGUAAAAGAUUAACGUCGCUAGGAUUGAAUGUUAUAACGGGUGAUGCUUUGAGUCUUCUUUUAGAGCAGAAACUGAGAGAACUGACAUCUGGGCUGGAACCUUCCAGUAACUUUCUCAGAGGAGGGAGUUUUGCAGCUUCUACUCCUCUUCUGCAAGAAUCAAAGUCUGCUUACAAUACUGAGGCAACACAAUAUCAGGAGUUCUUACUUAGGCAUUGCAAUGAUAAAGCUGAUGGCAUAUCUGAUUCUAACUGUUCUUCAACUAAUAAUCAGAUGUUUGAGAUGAGCCAUAAGCUGCGGAUACCAGAGGAGUUGGAUUGUAUCAGCAGCAGCACUUCCCGGAAGGAAUCAGACCACCAGCAUCCAAGUCCUCUUUCCAUAUUUGAUGCCUCCUUUUCGAAUCAAACUUGCAACUCACCGGAGAGCUCUGGCAGCACUGCUGGAAGCAAGCUGUGUUCAUCUUAUGUCCAAGCUCGUAAUGUUGCUCCCCUGAGUUGCUCAAACAAAAUUUCAUCAAUGGAAGCUGAUAUGGAGUUAACGGAUUCAGCCUCCUAUGCCUUUAUUGAUUUGGAUGCAUUAGAAAUUGGCAGCGCUAGUCUAUUGAAAGUGAACAGCAAGGAUAUGGAUUACGUGAGGGAGAUAUUAUGCAGCAGAGGGUUGUCAAAGGAUUUAAGCUCAUGUUGUUUAAAUGAUGCUGGUGAGAUCUUGGAUUCCCUUCUUUUCAAUAAGUUGGAAAAUAAGAGAAGUAGGUCCAUACUUAAAGGGGAUGACAAAUAUGGUAGGGCGAGGAGGAAGGUCUUGUUUGAUUGCAUGAAUGAAUGCUUGGAAUUGAAAUGUAGCAGUUACUUCCGGGCAGGAUAUCGUGCAUGGAGCAGAGGUUUGGCAGUCAUUGGAAAGGAUCUGGCAGAAGAGUUUUAUGAGGAGAUUUUGAGGUGGAAGAGCAUGGGAGACUCUAUGGUGGAUGAGCUUGUGGACAAAGACAUGAGUACUCACUUGGGUAGAUGGGUGGAUUUUGAGAUUGAGGUAUUCGAUACGGGAGUAGAGCUCGAGGGAGAGAUACUAAGCUCCUUGGUUGAUGAAGUGGUUACUGAUUUAUACACCAAAGGGUAGUAUGUUUGCUUUUGUCUGCAUGGAGUAUGUCUACUUUGUUCUCUAAUGUAAGUUGAUGUCUACAUUUUUUCCCCUUCUCUUUCAAUUUGUGUUCCAUAUCUUUUUCUUCCUUGAAUUAUGUCCAUUGUAAAGUUAGUAUUAGAUGCUACAUUUGUGGUUCGUCAUAAUGAUCAGAUGUAAAUGUUUAGUUUGGACAAAAACUUAGUUUGCUGAUUGUGCAUUUUUUGCUUUGGUAA
Molecule: messenger RNA, 3356 nt
Organism: Phoenix dactylifera (date palm)
Lineage: Eukaryota; Viridiplantae; Streptophyta; Magnoliopsida; Arecales; Arecaceae
Source: RefSeq, a predicted model, not a curated record